Messenger RNA from Frankliniella occidentalis (western flower thrips), 3124 nucleotides. RefSeq lists its product as uncharacterized. The transcript has 7 exons. NCBI's taxonomy places the organism in Eukaryota, Metazoa, Arthropoda, Insecta, Thysanoptera, Thripidae. Gene Ontology annotation, molecular function: choline kinase activity; ethanolamine kinase activity. Gene Ontology annotation, biological process: phosphatidylethanolamine biosynthetic process; phosphatidylcholine biosynthetic process. Gene Ontology annotation, cellular component: cytoplasm. The record is from RefSeq and is a predicted model, not a curated record. The coding region runs from base 977 to 3124 and encodes 715 amino acids.
CCCGCGCGCUGCAGGAGGCUGUCCAGGCCGAGCAGCAGCAGCAGCAGCUCGCCCCCUCGGCGUCGCUGUUCCUGCCGCCGCAGCCGCAGCCUCAGCCGGCGUGGUCGCCGCUGGUGUGGCCGCACUACGUCCGCCCCGAGCAGGACUGGGCAGAGCAGCCGCCCGCCCCGACCUCCGCGCCAGCGCCGCCCGCUGCCCAGCGCCCAGCCCCGCCGCGGACCCGCGCCGGCCCGUGCCGGCACCAGCACCAGAGCCCGCGGUGGUCGCCGCUGCAGCACCUGCGCGCCGUCGACGAGGCCUGGUACGCCGAGUUCUGCUACUGGCAGGGGCUCGUGCAGCGGGCGCGGCCGCACAUACCGCCCUUCCCCUUCGCCUCGCUGACCCCCGGGGGUCUUCGCGCACCCGGCCCACGCCCGCGCCUGCCCGUUGGCGCCUCGCGGCGGCCGCACGUCCCUGCUGACCGCCGUCAACGCCACCGCAACGCCGGCCGCCAACCCCGCCCGCUCCGACUUUCGUUUUCGGGUUUGCCGGGGAGAGCUCGACUGCCGCUGCCAGGGGCGCAAGAACUUGAACCGGAGGAGCAGCAGUCGGCCAGGGUCUCCCAGCACCCGGAGGGAGAGCCGCCACCGGAACAGCAGGCGGCGGGGCGAGUGCGCGAGGACCAGGCGCAAGAGGAACUUCGGCAGCUGAUUGAGCAGCUGCAGCUCUUAGAGGAGCCGGAGGCGGCACAAGGUGCGGGUGAACUAGUGGCGCAGGGGCAGCUGGAGGUACUCGAAGAAGGUGAGGCGGACGCGUCCGGGCUGCACCAGGACGGGAACAACAACGAUCUCCACUUCCAUGACAUAAACGAGCACGCUGCAGAGAUAGUGGAACACCUGGGGGUGGGUGAGGGUGCUGGUGAGGAGCAGGACGGGGGAGGGGACGGCGAGGCUCCUGCGGCCAGAGGGAGGCUUUCUGCAGGGUAGCAGCAGCCAGGAUGAGGGAGGACAUCGGGGAGAACCAGGUGGUCGUGGAGGGGGAGAAGGUCGAGCAGGCGGUCGUCGAGCUGGUGGACGUCGGACUCGACGCCAUCCUGGAGGUCGAGGGCGAGGACAUUGGGGAUGUGGACUCUGACGAGGAGAGUGACAGCCAGGACGAGGGCCUCCCGCACGCGGAAGGGGGUGAGGCCGCGGAGAACAUAGGGGUGGUCAACGUCCUCGCGGAGGUGGCUGAGGCCCUGCAGGAGGUGGAAAUAGCGGACGGGACUGACAAGUGUUUCCUUGACCCCCCGCCAGGUGAGGAGAUGGGAGACAACGACGGAUGCGUGGACGGGCGAGCGGAGGCCACGGGGGAGGUGGAGGUCGAGGCCGAGGCCGUGGCCGACGCCGAGGUCGCGGCGACGGCGACAGCGACGGUGGAGUCCGAGAGCGAAGACGAGGUAGACAUGGCAAGUCGGCCACUCAACGUGAUCUGGGAGGUCGAGAGCUCGGAUGAGGACCCAGACGGUGACCUGGAGGGCGUGCGGGUCAAGGGGGAUGAGGACGGCAAGGAGGACAAGGAGGGAGGCGAGGAUUCCAAACAACAAGAACGCAAACAGGCGAAGCAGCCCAUGGUCGAGUUCUGGGACAAGUGGGUGCAGGAGGUCGAACAGAGGAUCGCCGAGGAGGCCACCGCCGAGGAGGCCACCGCCGAAGAGGCCACCGCCGAGGAGGCCGUCGCAAAAGAGACCGUGCGGACCGCUGUCGAAGAAGCCGGGGACUGGGACUCGGAGGACGAGCACGAGGACCUCUUUCGGGACCACCGGAGCAUCGCUGUGAAGACCGAGAACUUCCCCGCGGACCUGAGGACGCAGCUAAGCCGGCUGCUGGGCGGGGUCUGGGGCGCGGUCCCGGACAACCAGCUGCGCAUCCUACGCCUCAGUGCCGGACACAGCUCGGCGCUGUACUACGUGCGACUGUCAAGGCGCGUGCAGCCGCACGCCAACGAGCCCCGGCGCGUCAUGCUGCGCCUGUCCAUGGCGGCCGACGCCUCGCCCCUGCACCUGCUCGCCGUCGAGGCGUGCGUCUACUCAUCGCUGCCCGAGCGCCACCGCGGCCCGCGGCCCUACGGCUGCCUCGGGACCCGCGGCCGCGUCGAGGAGUUCCUGCCGGUGGUGACGCUGGCCACCAAGCGCGCCAUCCAGCACGACGUGUCCGAGCUGAUCGCCCGCCGAACGGCCGCCCUGCACACCCUCUCCGUGCCGCUCUCCAGGGACGUCGACAUCUGGCGCAAACUCUUCCGUUGGAACGAGUACGUGGGGCGUUACUUUUCUGAGAACGACGAUGAGCUGCGGCAGAUGCAGUUGGAGUACCCCUCCACCGCCAUCGACUUGACCCGCGUCGCCAUGCGAAGCAACAUCAUUUGGAUUAGGAACAUGGUGACCAUGAGGACCAUGAAGGUGGUCUUUAGCCACAACGACCUGCACGCCGGCAACAUCCUGUUCGCGCCCUGGGCGGCGGAGGAGCAGCCGUGCAGCAGGGCGGCGCCGCCGACGGAGGCGGAGGCGGCCGCGGCGCGCCGGGAGGCGGUGCGUCGCCUGGAGCGGACGGUGCGGGGCUCCGCGCGCCCGGCCCACGGCGCCCACGGCGCCGCCGAGACCGUCGAGGGCAUGGCCAACGCCCAACACACCUGCCCGCAGCGCGGGCCCGCCAAGGUCGGCCCGGGCCCGCGCGGGCGCUGCGCCACGUGCGACCGCCUGUUUCCGCUCGAGCCCGAGUCCCGCAAGGCCAUCCCCGUCGAGGAGCGCGGGCCGAUCUUGUUUGCCGACUACCAGCACGCCUCCUACAACUACCAGCCGUACGACAUCGCGAACCACUUCAACGAGUGGAUGUUCGACUACAACACCAACAUCCGGCCGCUCUUCGACUACGACGCCAACCGCUACCCGGACCCGGGCCGCCAGCGCCAGUUCAUCUACGGCUACCUGAUGGGCGCUGGCACGCCCUACCACAACCUGGAGCACGAGGCCAACAAGCUGGCCCAGGACAUCCACCUCAUGGGCGCGCUCAGCCACAUGUACUGGGCGCUGUGGUCCCUCGCGCGCCACUGCUACAGCAGGAGGCACGGGCUGGAGACGGGCUUCGAGUACAAGGUGAGGGUGAGGUGA